Molecule: messenger RNA, 2379 nt
Organism: Didymodactylos carnosus
Lineage: Eukaryota; Metazoa; Rotifera; Eurotatoria; Philodinida; Philodinidae
Source: the annotation of a GenBank genome assembly
AUGAUACUGAACAUUGUCAUAUUGGGAAAUCCUGAAGCCAAACGUUUAUAUGAAGAAUUAAUGAAAGUUCGUUCCUAUAACAAAUUAAUUCGUCCCGUUAAAAAUAAUAAUGAAAAGCUAACAGUUUAUUUGGGUUUAAGAUUAACGCAGUUAUUAGAUGUGGAUGAAAAGAAUCAAAUUAUGACAUCAAAUGUAUGGUUAAAACAGACAUGUUUGACGUAUGAUGAGAAUGCUGAUGGUAACUAUGAAGUAACUUUAAUGACAAAGGCCACUGUUUAUCACGAUGGACGAGUUAUUUGGGAGCCACCUGCAAUCUACAAAUCAUCAUGUACAAUUAAUGUUGAAUUUUUUCCUUUUGAUAUUCAAAAUUGUCAAAUGAAAUUUGGUUCAUGGACUUAUUCUGGUGAACAAGUUGAUCUAGUUCAUAUAAAUCAAUCAAAUGGUUCAACACCUGUUUAUGGUAACAAUAAAAUUGAUGUAGCAAUUGAUUUAACAGAUUUUUAUCGAAGUGUUGAAUGGGAUAUUAUGGAUGUUCCAGCUCAACGAAAUAUUCGUCAAUAUACAUGUUGUCCACAAACUUAUCCGGAUAUUACAUUUUUCAUUAUUCUUCGUCGUAAAACAUUAUUUUAUACAGUUAAUUUAAUAAUUCCAUGCGUAGGAAUAUCAUUUUUGACCGUAUUAACAUUUUACUUACCAAGUGAUAGUGGUGAAAAAGUCGCAUUGUGUAUUAGCAUAUUAUUAUCGUUGACUGUCUUCUUUCUUUUAUUGGCCGAAUUGAUACCACCCACCUCAUUAGUAGUACCAUUAAUUGGCAAAUAUCUUUUAUUCACAAUGAUACUCGUUACAUUAUCGAUUGUUGUUACAGUAGUUGUUCUUAAUAUUCAUUUUCGAUCACCUUUAACUCAUCAAAUGCCUCAAUGGGUUAGACGUGUUUUCUUACAUGUACUACCAAAACUAUUAUGGAUGAGACGACCUAAAUCAACAAUUGAUCCAUUUUAUUAUCGUUCUCCUGGUAAAAGUAAUAAUACAAUAGUAGUAAAAACAGCAGCUACUCCAUUGAGAACAACAACAACAACGACAACAUUGACAACAUCUAAAAGAAGUCCAUAUCAGAUAAGAAAAAAUUAUCAUGCUGAUACAUGUUUAUUAGAUGAUUAUGAUAAUACUGAUUGUUUGGUAGGUGGUGAAGGCAGUGAUGAUAGAAUUAAUUCACAUUCAGAAACAUUUUAUCCAUCUGAGAUUAAAAAAGCUUUUGAAGGACUUAGAUUUGUUGCCGAACAUAUGAAACAAGAAGAUGAAGAGAAAAAGAUUAAAGAAGAAUGGAAAUAUGUAGCAUUAGUAAUUGAUCGCUUGUUUCUAUACAUAUUUACAACGGCAUGUAUUGCAGGAACAUGUGGAAUUAUUCUUCAGGUGGACUGUUCCUCCUAUUAUAGUUGGAUCGUAGGUAAUCCUGCCGAUGUUGUUGUUUCACCUAAAUACGGCAUUUUACUUGCUGGUGGUAGCACUGAUCAAGAUUCAGCCAUGAGAUGGUUUCUUCAACAAUGUAAUGGUGGCGAUGUUAUAGUGAUUCGAGAUGGAAAAAAUGAAACAAUACCACGAGCUGCUGAUGGUUACAAUGACUAUUUAUAUUCAGAAUUAGGCAUAAAAGUUGAUUCUGUUGAAACCGUAUUUUUAAAUAAUCAUCUUAUGGCCAAUGAUACGACAUUGAUUGAAAAAAUUCGUAAUGCAGAGUGCAUCUUUUUUACAGGAGGUGAUCAAUUCUAUUAUAUGGACUAUAUUGAGCAUUCUCUCUUAAAAGAUGCAUUGGACUAUGUUAUAAAUGUAAAAAAAAUUACUGUAGGUGGAACAAGUGCUGGUACAGCCAUUCAGGGACAAUAUUAUUAUAGUGCAGAAAUGGGAACAGUAGUUUCACAAGAUGCACUUUUGAAUCCAUUUAAUUCAAAAGUAACAAUAAGAAAAAAUUUAUUAAAUCAUCCACUAUUAAUUGACACGAUUACAGAUCAACAUUACUCAGAACGUGAUAGACAUGGUCGUCUCAUAGUAUUUAUGGCAAGGCUUAGUAAAUCAUGGAAUGUUAUACUCCCACGUGGAAUAGGAGUUGAUGAAAAAACAGUAGUUACUAUUGAUGAAAUAGGAAAAGCUCGCGUAUUUGGUAGUGGAAAUGCUUAUUUUUUAACACAAUAUCUACGCGAAACAAAACCAGAACGAGUUGAAAAUGGUUUCCGUUUAGAUUGGUAUUGUGAUAAGCGUGCACUCGAGGUAUAUAAAGUAGCAGGUACCAAUACAGGAACUAAUUAUUUUAAUUUAGCAACAUGGAUGGGUGGUAGCGGUGGACAAUGGAGUUACUACUAUGUUAAUAACGGUGUAUUGAAUAAAUAG